UAUUAUUAGAUAAAAAAAUAAAAUUAAAAAUAAUGGCUGCAGAAUUAAUGAUAUCAUUUUACCUGAUAAUUAUUCUGAGUUUAUGUAUGAAAGUAAUUUUAUUAAAAAAAUCUUACGCAUCACCGGAGCAAGUAUUUGAUCAAAUAUCAUCGUCAUUUAAUUUCCGACCAACAUAUUUAGAAAUAUAUGACCAAUCAAUAAAAUCAAAAUGCGAUCGAUUGAUUGUCGUUCAUCCAUUCGAUUGGAGUUUUUGGGCGAUAAAUGGUUAUUGUUACGUUUUAAAUGCAUUGAGAGCAUUUGAUUGCCCGCACAAAAUGACACCGACACUUAUUAUUGACGCGAUAACAGUCAACGAAACGUUUUUAAAUCCUAUUUGUUAUCCAAUUGAUUACAGCACUGUACUUAAUGAGUACAAAUCACACGGCCCGCCGAUCAUUAAUUAUUUUAAUAUUGAAGACAUUAUGAGACGAGGAAGAUUUACUGUUAUUGAUGCACUUAAUUACUUACUUAAAUAUUAUAUUGAAAUAGAUUUAGAUAAGAAUAAUGCACAUCCGAUUAAUAAGAAAAUUGUUAAAUCUUUUAUAAAGAAAGGAAAUCUAAUUAAUCAAAAGGAUUUAAAGGACGUAAAAACAAAAGUUCUUGAACACUCUGUAAAAAUGGACAAAAAAGUAAAAAGUAAACGUUUGAAUGCAGAACCAUAAAAAUUGAAUUUAAAAAUAAAGUUUUGAAAUUGAGUCAAAAUAUAUUUUAGAUUUUUAUAGUCAUGUGGAUACUCAAAGUAACGUUACUAAGUUUGUUUACAUGAAUAUGAUGUCGAUUUGAAAAAAAAAAA
Molecule: messenger RNA, 832 nt
Organism: Microplitis mediator
Lineage: Eukaryota; Metazoa; Arthropoda; Insecta; Hymenoptera; Braconidae
Exons: 1
Coding region: 33-701 (222 amino acids)
Source: RefSeq, a predicted model, not a curated record